Messenger RNA from Aspergillus niger, 1545 nucleotides. RefSeq lists its product as uncharacterized. Gene Ontology annotation, biological process: response to toxic substance; proteolysis; L-homocysteine catabolic process. The transcript is spliced from 4 exons. Gene Ontology annotation, molecular function: cysteine-type aminopeptidase activity. The record is from RefSeq and is a predicted model, not a curated record. The coding region runs from base 1 to 1545 and encodes 514 amino acids. Gene Ontology annotation, cellular component: cytoplasm. Lineage: Eukaryota; Fungi; Ascomycota; Eurotiomycetes; Eurotiales; Aspergillaceae.
AUGGGCGCCAGUUAUUCCAAGCCAGAUCCCCGUAACUAUAAUAGCGAGGAAAAGCGCUCGCACCGAGAGUGGGUUGAAGAUGCCGAUAGUUGCUCUCUACCGCUCUAUACAAAGGAAUCAGCCCAGGCUCCACCGCCAUACCAUGUGCGCGAACGUGCUUCCUCUCUCUCCCUCCAUCACGUCCAAGACUGGAACGAGACCUUACUGGGAAACGCCAAGGCAAGUAUAGCAACCCGUGCAGCUCUCUCAUUCAACCGUCUUGCGAUAUCCAGCCUUGCCAGCCAGCCCUACACCGAAGUCCUCGCCAACCGCCCCGCUCUCCAAUCCGACCUCCACAUAUUCAAUAUCAAGGUUCCCAUUGAAGGUUCCCCGAUCACGAAUCAGCGAUCCUCCGGCCGAUGCUGGCUCUUCGCAUCGACCAACGUAUACCGCGUGCCGUUGAUGAAGGCGUACAACCUAAAGGACUUUGAGCUGAGCCAGGCGUAUCUCUUCUACUGGGACAAGCUGGAGGAGGCGAACUGGUUCUUCGAGCAGAUCAUCACCACAGCUGACGAGGAUCUAUCCGGUCGUCUGGUGCAGAAGCUUCUUGAAGACCCCGUCAGUGAUGGCGGCCAGUGGGAUAUGGUCGUCAAUCUGAUCGAGAAGUAUGGUCUCGUCCCGCAUGAUCUAUAUCCGGAUGCAUAUCAUGCGCAGAAUAGCUCCAAGAUGAAUUGGUUGCUCACGGCUAAGCUGCGUGAGCAGGCGCUUGUGCUGAGACGGCUGGUGCGGAGUGGUGAUGCCGCCGGAUUGGCGGAUGCUAAGGAGCGGUUCUUGAAAGAAAUCCACUCCAUGGUUACCCUUCUUUUGGGGCCGCCUCCUAGUCCUGAUGAGCGGUUCGUGUGGCAGUAUUAUGAUGCGGAAGGGAAGUCUAAAGAAAUUAGACUUACACCACGCGAAUUUGGACGUCAGGCAACGAGUCUGGGAGCUGUUAGGAAGGGCAGCGUCGCUCCUGCGCGCUUGUUCAGCUUAGUUAAUGAUCCGCGCAAUGAAUAUAACCGGUUGUUGACUGUGGAGAGGUUGGGAAAUGUGCUGGAAGGACGACCACUCACGUAUGUCAAUGUGGAGAUGAAGAUCCUCAAACAAGCCGUCAUCUCAAUGCUCAAAGCCGGUCACCCCGUCUUCUUUGGCUGCGACGUAGGUAAAUUCAGCAAUAGUACGCUGGGGAUCAUGGAUCUUGAUAUCAUUGACCUUACACUUGGAUUCAACAUCUCGCUGGGAAUGAGCAAGGCCCAGAGAUUGGUGAGCGGAGAGUCAGCAAUGACCCAUGCCAUGGUUAUUACAGGUGUGCAUAUUGAAGAUGGAAAGCCUGUGCGCUGGCGGGUCGAGAAUUCGUGGGGCGAAGCUGCUGGUGAUAAGGGCUGGUUUGUGAUGACGGAUCGCUGGAUGGAUGAAUAUACACUUCAGGCUGUGGUUGAUUCAGACUUCGUUUCGAGUGAAGUGCGCGCAAUUCUGGACCAAAGUCCGAAGGUCUUGCCCAGGUGGGAUCCGAUGGGUGUGUUGGCUUGA